AUGGACAACCUACACUACAACAUUAGAUAUGGCUUCCUUGAUGGCUACGUCCGUGCUUGCUUCACAGAGUUCCUCACAGAAGCCGAUUAUAUGCAGCUUAAGCAAUGCGAAACCCUUGAAGAUUUCCGUCUUCAUCUUUCCAAUGCUGGUUUCCAAUCAUAUCUUCAAAAUGAUGCCGGCACAGCUUCACCAACAGUUAUCUACGAGCGCUGCCUUGAGAGAUUAGUCGAUAAGUUUAAUUAUGUUGAGUCCCAAGCUUCCGAUGAACUCAAGACAUUCUUCCAGUGGCUCAGAAUUCCAUUCAUGAUUGACAAUGUCAUCAUUAUUAUUUCUGGUGUUGUCCACGACCACGAUGUCACAGAACUUAUCGAGCGUUGCCAUCCACUUGGUAUGUUUGAUGGUAUCAAGGCUUUAGCUGUUGCAUCAACAGUCCAAGAUCUUUAUCAGAUGGUUCUCGUUGAUACUCCACUUGGCCCAUUAUUCUCCAAGUGCCUCAACACAAACUCACUUAGCGAACAGAAUGUCGAAUCAAUCCGUCUGAAACUCUACCGUGAAUACUAUGAUCAGUUUUAUGAAUUCUGCAAGAAUCUCGGUAGUGAAACUGCUUUAGUUAUGUGCGAUCUCCUCGAAUUCGAAGCCGACAGACGUGCUAUCAUCAUCACAUUGAACUCUAUCCGCACAUCAAUGAUCGCUGAUGACCGCGAGGCCCUUUACCCACGUAUUGGCCAGCUCGCUACAAUCACAUCUAAACUCGCUGCCAAGGGCGCUGGCGAAACAACACUCGCUGAUGCCCUUCAGCCAUUCGAGACAUACAAGAAGCUCUUCGAUUUGUCUCGUACUUCAUCUAAGACAAUCGAAGAGGUCUUCCUCGAGAGGGCUGCUCUGAUGCACGUUGAAAGCUUCAGCGUAUUCUUCUCAUUCGCUGUCUUCUACUCUUGGGUUCAGCUUAUGGACCAGGAAGUCCGCAAUAUCCAGUGGAUCGCAGAAUGUAUCCACCAGGGCAAGCGUGACCGCGCUGACAGCUAUGUCCGUAUUGCUCCAUAA
Trichomonas vaginalis G3 is the source of this 1044-nucleotide messenger RNA. Its product is annotated as proton-exporting ATPase activity, phosphorylative mechanism. Gene Ontology annotation, molecular function: proton-transporting ATPase activity, rotational mechanism. The record is from RefSeq and is a predicted model, not a curated record. Bases 1 to 1044 code for a protein of 347 amino acids. Lineage: Eukaryota; Parabasalia; Trichomonadida; Trichomonadidae. The transcript has a single exon. Gene Ontology annotation, biological process: vacuolar transport; proton transmembrane transport; vacuolar acidification. Gene Ontology annotation, cellular component: proton-transporting V-type ATPase, V0 domain; vacuolar proton-transporting V-type ATPase complex.